AUGUUGUGUCUAAAAUUACUGCUGCUGGCAAUAUUUUCUACGGAACAGCCGAUAUUGCCUGUAAGAUUGUCACCUUUCGUUGACGCAGCUGCAUGUAAAGGAUGUGUACCGCCCUGUAUCUGUCCUGGACGAAAAGGAGAGCGGGGCAUACCAGGUUUUCAAGGUGAAAGAGGUCAUCCCGGAGCACCUGGUCAGGAUGGUGGUGAAGGGCAAGCUGGUGCAGGUGGAAUGCAGGGUGCAGAAGGAGAUUUCGGUGAUCCAGGAAUGAAGGGUGCUAGAGGCGAUCGAGGUUUACCAGGCGCACCGGGUCAUGUUGGAUAUCCCGGACUCGAUGGCUUACCUGGUAUGAAGGGUGAAAUGGGUAUACCGGGAUGCAAUGGUACGGAUGGAAGACCAGGAUUACCAGGUUUAACCGGUCCUCCAGGUUUAAGAGGUCCUCCUGGCGAACCGGGUCGUUCUGGAUAUCCUGGACCACCGGGCGAAGGAGGUAUCAAUUCAAUUGGCAGGAAAGGUGAACGAGGAGACUCGGGUCGUGCUGGAUUACCUGGUAUACCAGGUUUACCCGGAUUACCUGGACCGAAAGGUGCGAAAGGAGAUCCUGGACCGUAUGGACCACCAGGCUUCCCCGGUCCUCAAGGUCCAAAAGGACGCAUGGGAAUUCGAACACCGGGUAUGAAGGGUGAAAAAGGUUUAGCAGGACCACCAGGACUACCCGGGCCACCAGGUAGCUUUGCUGGUGCAUCUGCUCCGGAAGAAACGGAAGUAAUUCAAGGACCUGUGGGACAACCAGGUUUGAAAGGUGAGAAAGGACGAGUUGGUCCAGUUGGACCUCCUGGAUUUGCUGGAAGUGAUGGGGUGCACGGAUUUCCAGGAAUCAAAGGACAAAAAGGAGAUCCUGGCGAUUUAGGAGCGAGAGGCAAACGAGGGAAAGAUGGUCCUAUGGGUUUGAUCGGAGAAAAAGGUGAAACUGGCAUCCAGGGUGUACCAGGUCUUGAUGGCUAUUCGGGACAGAAAGGUGCUGCUGGUGAAUUGGGUUAUGACGGUCGGAUCGGCCAAGAGGGUGAUCCUGGACCACCGGGUGAAUUUGGUGUUGGCAGAGGGCAGCCAGGACCACGCGGUUUACAGGGAUUUGAUGGAGCACCCGGAAAAAAAGGACAACCAGGUACCCCAGGUGGAUUAGGUCCAGUCGGUGCUCGAGGACCGAAUGGUGCUCCCGGUCUACAAGGAUCUCCUGGUCUAAGUGGCUUACCUGGAUAUUCAGAGAAAGGUGAUCGUGGUGCAGAUGGCAAUCCAGGUUACGUGGGAGAUGCAGGAGCGCCGGGCACUCCUGGUGACUGCGGAGUGCCAGGUGAACAAGGUUUACCAGGCUUCGACAUCCAAGGACCACCAGGAUUGGAAGGAAGGCCUGGUCGCGACGGUUUUACUGGAGUGCCGGGUGAUGUGGGUGAUCAUGGAUUAGCGGGUUUGAAAGGGUUUCCUGGUACUGGUGUUUCGAAAGUGGGUCCGCCAGGUAUGAUCGGUUUAAUAGGGCCGCCUGGAGAGAAUGGACGAAUCGGUUUAGAUGGAAUACCGGGUAGUGCUGGUUAUCCUGGGGAAAAGGGUGAUGACUGUGGAUAUUGUGCACCGGGUGUACCAGGACAAAAGGGCGACGCUGGUCUUCCGGGUCAGGAUGGAUAUCCAGGUCCAGUGGGUCCAAACGGAAAUCAAGGUCUUCCUGGAAUGAAAGGUUUAGCUGGAAAACCAGGACAUCUGGGUUCUGAUGGACAACAGGGUUCCGAAGGUUUGCCGGGAUUACCGGGUUUCCAGGGAAUAAAAGGUGAGGCGGGAGAAAUUCUUGGUGGAAUGGAGAAUCCUCGAGGAUUCCCAGGAAUCAAAGGAGAAAGAGGGGAAUCAGGCAUGUUACUUUACUUCAAGCGAUUUCAAGACUGUAUUCCUGGAGAACGAGGAAAUCCUGGAGUUGAUGGGUUACCUGGACCACCAGGUCCAGAUGGAACACUAGGUUUUCCUGGAGAAAAAGGCUUACCAGGAAUUAACGGAAAGCAUGGUCGUGAUGGAGCUCCUGGACAGUCUGGAGCGGUUGGACCACCAGGUGACUCAUAUCCAGGUCCGCCUGGUCUACAUGGGACAAAAGGUGAACGAGGUGCUGAUGGUUUGCCAGGUCUUCCUGGACCAAUUGGACCACAAGGACCACCAUAUAGUGGUCUAAUUAGAAGUUUGGUUGGCCGUGAUGGUUAUAAUGGAGCACCGGGGUUGAAGGGAAUGCGUGGAUCCGAUGGUCUUCCCGGUUUACCAGGCUCACGUGGUCUGGAUGGGUUACCAGGAAGAGCUGGUGAACCUGGCAUUGUUGGAUAUCCUGGUAAGCUCGGACAGAGCGGAAUUCCCGGACAUCCUGGUUUGUUGGGAGAUGAUGGAUACCCAGGAAUCCCUGGUGAAGUUGGAUUACCGGGAGCAGGCGGUCUUCCUGGCCUGAGUGGCCUAUCAGGUUUACGCGGGGAACCAGGUAUAGGCCUAAUCGGACAAGUUGGUUUUCCCGGAGCAAAAGGUGAGAGCGGUAGACCUGGUUAUCGAGGACAUGUUGGGAAGGCAGGAGCACAAGGAAAGAUAGGAGUUGCUGGUGCGAAAGGUGCAGAAGGUGAAAAUGGUUAUCCUGGACUAGCUGGGAUCCCUGGAAAAAAAGGUGAACGUGGUUUACCGGGAAUACCGGGAAAAAUAGGACGUCCAGGACGAGCAGGAGAAGCUGGCACCCCAGGAAUUCCAGGAAUGAAAGGAAGAAAUGGUAUUCCCGGCAGAGAUGGUUUGCCUGGAAUUAAAGGAGAAAGAGGUUUUGCUGGACUGCCAGGUUUACCUGGAAAAAUUGGAGCGAUCGGCGAGGCAGGAACUCCUGGUGAAAAUGGACUGUUUGGUUAUCCAGGACUGAAAGGAGAACGAGGUAUAGAUGGGAUGCCAGGACAACCCGGUUUCCCUGGUAUGUCAGGAGAUCGUGGACUUGAUGGAUUGCCUGGGUUGCAAGGUGUUGAUGGCGAACCAGGUCUACCUGGUGUUCCUGGACUAGAAGGGCUUCCUGGUUUAUCUGGAACUCCAGGUUUUGCUGGCUUGCCUGGCAUAAAAGGAAUACGUGGUGAACCUGGACGAUUUGCUCAUCCAGGACCGCCAGGUGACGUCGGAUUACCAGGACCACAAGGCCCCAUUGGUUUACCAGGACAGGAUGGAAUACCGGGGACUAAAGGAGAACCUGGUUCAUUGGGAAACAGUUAUUCCGGUUUACCAGGCUUGCAAGGCGCGGAAGGAGAACCUGGUAGAGAUGGAAUCGAUGGACCUGUUGGGUUUCCUGGUUUACCAGGAAUGAUUGGUUAUCCAGGAGCCAAAGGUGAGCAGGGCGAUGUAGGAAGGAGUGGUGGACGUGGAUUUGAUGGACAACCAGGCAUACCUGGUGUUAAGGGUGAAUCUGGGUUGCCAGGACUACCAGGUAUUCCCGGUAUUCAAGGUCCACCUGGAUUAGACGGCAUGUUGGGUCAAAAAGGUCAUGCUGGUCUUCCAGGGGAGCCUGGAUUUGAUGGUCAGAGAGGAAAAUCAGGAGAACACGGUAGAAAAGGAGAAAUUGGCCAGUCAGGAUCUCCUGGAUCAAUUGGUCCAGUAGGAGCACCUGGUAUACCGGGUGAAGUGGGCUUAUCUGGAUUACCAGGUAUGCCUGGUGAUGAAGGUAGUGCAGGUCUGCCAGGCAUACCAGGAAUCAAAGGUUUACGUGGUGACGCUGGUCCUGUGGGCUCUGCUGGCUUGAACGGCUUUCCUGGCAUUGCUGGUGCUCGAGGUGACGAUGGGCUACCUGGUCUGCCAGGAGCACCUGGAUUCGGAGUUCAAGGUCCACCGGGUGAUAUAGGUUAUCCUGGAAUUGACGGUAAACUUGGUUUGCCAGGUUUUAAAGGUGGACGUGGUGAAGAGGCCAGGUCAGGUGUGGCCGGUGCGUCCGGUAUGCCUGGUACUGAUGGUGUUCCAGGUUAUCGUGGUGAAAAAGGCAUUUCUGGAAUUCCGGGCAAAAGAGGUCGUGAUGGAGCUUCUGGAUUACCUGGGCCAGCAGGAAAGGAUGGCUAUCCGGGCGCAAAAGGUGAAAGAGGUCUUUCCGGCUUUCCAGGAAUACCAGGAAAAGAUGGAAUUUCUGGAUAUUUGGGAGAACGGGGUGAAUCCGGUGUUCCAGGUAUGCCAGGUUAUCCUGGCAAUGUUGGAUUACCAGGACUACCCGGUAUGCCAGGACAGAAAGGAACACGUGGUGAUGAUGGAUUGCCAGGUGUACCAGGUUUGCAGGGAUCGGUAGGGCCAAUAGGAAGACCUGGUCCUCCAGGUAGACCUGCUGUUUAUAAUCAAUACUUGCAUUCACCUAAGGGUGAGCAAGGGUAUGCUGGAGUGCCUGGACAGAAAGGCUAUCCAGGAGAAAAUGGAAACCCAGGUAUGCGAGGACCACCAGGAGCAGCAGGAUUUCCGGGUUUACCUGGUCCACCAGGUAGUCCCGGACUUCCAGGCAUACCAGGUAUCAAGGGUGAGAUGGGAUCGAACGGAUUCCCGGGAUCAACAGGACGUAUCGGACAAGUAGGGCAGCCAGGACCACCUGGAUUUCCAGGACCACCAGGUGGCUGGGCACCAUCACGUGGUUUCACUUUUGCAAGACAUUCGCAAGCAACUGAAAUACCACGGUGUCCGGUUGGAUCACAAAUGUUGUGGAAUGGCUAUUCGUUGUUAUAUGUACAGGGAAAUGGUCGUUCUAGUGGUCAAGAUCUUGGUCAACCGGGGUCAUGUUUGUCGAAAUUCAGUCCGAUGCCAUUCAUGUUCUGUAAUUUGAACAGUGUUUGUCAUGUUUCUAGCAGGAAUGACUACUCAUUCUGGCUUUCCACCGCAGAACCAAUGACACAGAUGAUGAAUCCGGUAUCCGGCACGGCCAUAAGGCCAUAUAUUUCGCGAUGUGCGGUAUGCGAAGUACCAACACAGAUACUAGCAGUCCAUUCCCAAGAUUCAUAUGUACCACAAUGUCCACACGGAUGGUCUCCUCUGUAUUCUGGCUAUUCAUUUGUUAUGCAUACUGCUGCUGGUGCCGAGGGAACUGGGCAGAAUUUGGAAUCGCCAGGAAGUUGUUUGGAAGAAUUUCGAGCAGUACCAUUUAUUGAGUGCCAUGGCCGAGGAACGUGCAAUCAUUAUGCAACUAAUCACGGCUUCUGGCUAGCCAUUAUUGAUAAAAAUAAACAGUGGCAAAAACCUAUGUCACAAACGCUUAAAGCGGGUGGUUUGAAAGACCGCGUGAGUAGAUGUCAAGUAUGUCUCAAAAACAAGUGGUAA
Messenger RNA from Brugia pahangi, 5322 nucleotides. NCBI's taxonomy places the organism in Eukaryota, Metazoa, Nematoda, Chromadorea, Rhabditida, Onchocercidae. The record is from the annotation of a GenBank genome assembly.